AGCUCACCCUCCCGCUCCGCCAUCACUUCACCUCCCGGCUGUCGGAGCUUCAGUGUGUUUCAGAACAUUUGUGUAAUUUUGUUGUGUUUUCGCCUGCAAACAUGGCUCAGGUCAACACCUGCCUCAAACACAUCUUCACCGCCUUCAACAUCCUCUUUGCGAUUAUUGGCGGUCUCAUCAUCGCGUUCGCUCUGCUGAUUCAGGUCCUCACAAAUAUUCAUGGAGGCGAGGGAGUCGGACUGGAGGGUCGGACAUCCGGCCUCAUCGGCCUCUAUGUCGUGGGCGCCAUCACCAUGGUGAUCGCCAUCCUGGGAGCCUACGGGGCCCACAGGGAGAGCAAAGUGUCUCUGAUCGUGUUCCUGGUGUGCAUGGUUAUUGGAACUCUGCUGAUGCUCCGAGUUGGUAUCCCCACUGCUGCCAUCCGUCCCGAGCUGGAGGGCAUCAUGGAGACAAGGGCUCGCGAAAAUCUGCCUCUGGACCAGGCUUCAGAAGACGUGAAGACCCUGGUUGAGGAACUGCAGAAAGGGCUGCACUGCUGCGGUCUGUUCAGUUACAAGGACUGGGAGGACAACAUCCCCGACUCCUGUAUGUGCAACCAGGAGGAGCAGAUGGAGGGAAAGUGUGAGGCAGUCAGAUACAGAGUCACACUGCAGAGGGAUUAUGUCUACAGCCAGAGCUGCUUCCCCAUCAUCAGCUACUACAUCCUGCUGGUCGCUGACGUCAUGAUUGGAGUCUGCUUCACUCUGGCCAUCCUGGCGCUGCUGGGCAUGAUCCUGUCCUCCAUCAUCAUCCACCAGAUGCGUCACCCCGACAGACCCACCGUCCUGCUGUCCGUCCCCGCCAUCUUCGCCACUCCUCCUCCCAAAUACCAGGAGCUGCAUAACCCUCCGGCGUACUAAAGGAGUGACGCCACUUCUCUCCUCUGUUGUUAGCUUCAUGUAGAGCGUCAGGAAGUCGAGCGGUUUAUGUUGUUUGUCUGUUUAUUCUUGAAUUUGAGGCGAUCUCUGCAGUUAGAGGACGGAGCGUCCAAAGUGCCUUACGUCCCUGUGAGGAGUCCAGACUGUCGGCUCCACUGAGAUCAAUGGACAGAAACUGUAUCACCACUGGGUUUCAUUUUCUUAAGCGGCUCUGGAAAGACCUGCAGCAACUUUGUUUUUUAAUUUUUUAACUAGUGCAGAGUGGAUCUGAUUAGUCUGUGCGUUGGGGGCGGGGCUUGUUGAUCGCUUGUGUUUAUGUCCAAAUCUGCUGUUCUCAUAAAACCAGAGAAGAUGGAGGUCAUUAAGUUUUGUUUCUUCCAACUAUCACAAGAUAAUUACCUAAAGUUGUUCAACAAAACAGUGUCAUUGUAAAAUAUUUUGUUUCCAACAUCACAAAAGGAAAAAAUGGGAAAUUUUGAGACUUUAUUCUUUAUUCAAUGGACUCUGGCACCAAAAAUCCUCCUCUGGAUACACCCGAGACGACUUGAUUGAGAAAAGUCAAUCACAAAAUAAUUUAAAAUCACAUUAAAGAGAAGAUGUGAGCUAAAAUGAACGUCUCUGUAUAAAGGUGGAAUUUGUAGACCUUAAUCUUUUUCAUUUUUUAUUUCUAUUGUAAGUUUUGGGCCUGAUCCUCCUCUAGAUAGGGAAGACACUGUGAACUUUGCGAAAAAUGUUCUCAGUUUAAAUUGAGAGAGAAAAAAAAAGGUGAAGAUUUAAUCUUUAAAUUCUCAGUUUGUUCUUAGGAUUUUAGCUCUAAAAAAAAAUUGUAUGCAGUUAUUUUUUGUCGUUUUGAGCAAGAAUCAAAUUUUUACAGACAGAUUUUCAUCUCUAAAUUUUGAUGAUUUUUCGAAGGAUUUUGCAUCCUGUGCAAAAGAGAAUUUUAAAAGUUCAAGGAAACAAAUUCUGGACAUUUAUCUUUCAAUUUUGUCAAGAAUCCAAAUUUUAAUGUCAAACUUUCGACGCUUUUGAGGUUUGAACAGAACGAAGGAGCCAAAAACUUGAACUAAACUUAAAAGAAAAACAUCUGAAUUUAAAGUUUUACUCCUAAUUUCUUGUGAUUAUCGAAAACUGAGGAAACAAAACUUUCCCAAAAUCCUCUCUGGCUUUUUUGUCACCUACACAAACUUCAGAAGAGCUUCAAGUUUACAAAUUUUGGCUGCAGUUCCCUGAAAGUCAUUGCACUUGUAAAUGCAAAAGAGCACUUUUUUUUAAAACGUUACUGAUCUUAUUUGGUUCAGCAAACGCAAAAACACAUCACAUGGCCUUGUAGUGACGAUUAAACCGUGAGUGCCACAGUCAUUGUUUGCUCUGCAGACACUGAAACGCUGCAAUAUCUUACAUUUUAUAAUUAAAGUGGUUUUUGACGGCAAAAAGCUUCUGUUUUCUUCCCAUCCCUGGACAGACUGAUGGACUUUAAGCUGCCACUCGCUUCAGUUGCUUAAUUUUUUUUAAAUACAUAUUUAUAUCCUGUUUGUUUUGUUAGUGAAUGUCACAGUGGGUCUUUCCUUUCUCUGUUACUGUCAACACUUGGCGACGUUAAACAUUAUAUCCUAAAUCAACCCCUCAUAAUCCACCCUUUGAACCAGCAUGAUGUAAACGCCGUCAGAAACGAGAAGUUAAGGCUUUUAUUUUGAAAACUGAGCGCUGUGUUGACCAAGCUUUAGAGACUAAAAUUAAAAGCAUGUGCUGUGAGGUCCAGGAGACUUAAAACUUGUUCUUUUUUUAUAUAAUGCAAAGUGUGAAGGAAGAAAGGGGAAGACUGGAUGUAUGAGUUCAGAACGUCACUGUGUGAAGAUGAAUACGCCAGUUAAAUGUCUGCACAGCUGAAGAAAAGGGCAAUAUUCUUUAUUUUUCAUCUCUUCUUUGUAUCAUGUUUGAUUCUGCUGUGAACUGAUACUGUAGAUCCUCGACGACUUACAGAAAUAAAAACCAGAAAACCAAAA
Epinephelus fuscoguttatus (brown-marbled grouper) is the source of this 2920-nucleotide messenger RNA. Its product is annotated as CD63 antigen-like. Bases 102 to 899 code for a protein of 265 amino acids. The transcript is spliced from 9 exons. The record is from RefSeq and is a predicted model, not a curated record. Gene Ontology annotation, cellular component: membrane. NCBI's taxonomy places the organism in Eukaryota, Metazoa, Chordata, Actinopteri, Perciformes, Serranidae.